Coregonus sp. 'balchen' is the source of this 1298-nucleotide messenger RNA. NCBI's taxonomy places the organism in Eukaryota, Metazoa, Chordata, Actinopteri, Salmoniformes, Salmonidae. The record is from the annotation of a GenBank genome assembly.
UAUCCUUCGAGGAUGUGUCCAUAACAUUGGCGCUUACUCCAACUGAAACUACAAAAUGGAACUGCAGAUAUGGCUUCUGAUGGUCUUUACGUGCUGCUAUGCUGUGCCACAAGGUAAGACUGAAAUACUGGAGAUGGCCCAAAAUACUAUUAUGAAUUGUUGAAUUAUUACAUGUUUUUCAGUAGUACUUACUUACUAUACUAAUAGGGUUGCAAAAUACCCUGUAAUUUCCAAAGUUCUGGGAAUUUACCAACACAGAAUUUUGAAAGUUACCAGGAAUAUUUUCUCCCUUUGCAACUCUAUUAACAAAUAUUAUUCUCAUUGUAACAGACAUGUCAGGGAAGGAAAUCAUUUUCCCAGUGGAGUCAAACACUGCCUAUGUCAAGAUAACCCCUGACAUGAACAAAAUCUUCUUUGCUGUGACUGUCUGUGUUCGAUUUUUCACCGAAUACCAGACGAAGGAGCAGACCAUUUUCUCAUUGGCCACGCCUUCUCAUACCAAUGGUUUUGUCAUCUUAAGGGGAGAUGGGGGAAUUUACAGCGUGUACAUUGGGGACAAAGGUAUCAAUUUCAGGGGAUUGUCAGACAAAAUGAACGAGUGGAACUCCGUUUGUGGGACGUGGGAUGCCGGUACAGGACUGACUCAACUGUGGGUGAAUGGGAAGCCAAGUUCAAGGAAAGCUCUCCAAGUCGGUGGCUCCAUCGCUGGUACACCGAGCAUUAUUUUAGGUCAGGACCAAGAUGCAUACGUUGGUGGGUUUAAUGUGAAUGACGCCUUUUACGGACAUGAGACCGAUGUCCACAUGUGGGACAGAGUGCUCUCCCCUUGUGAGAUCCAAAGCUAUAUGAAGGGGGAGAUCUUAUCUCCAGGGAAUGUGGUAAACUGGAAAGCAGUAGAUUACACAAGGCAUGGCUAUGUGGUUGUUGAGAGGAGGCAAAACCUGAUCUGUUAAAAUGUAUCUGACACACUUACUAUUAAACCAAUACAUUUAUUUUGGUUUUAUUUUAUUUUGUUGCUAAUCAUAAAGUAUCAACGUGACUGUUCAGGAUAUAUAGUGAUCUAUUCAAAACCACAUCAAUUGAAGUAGGCUACUUGUAAUGAUGACUGUAAUUCUGCUAUUACAGUGCAUUCUUCCAGCAGAGGCAGUAAUGAGCCACAGCCUCAGUUACUGUAGGCCAGGGAUCAUCAACUAGGUUCAGCCGUGGGUCGAAUUUUUCUUGACCGGAUGGUCGGGGGGCAGGAACAUAAUUACAAAUGAUUUGUAGACUGCAAUUUGACCGCAAGAAUCCCAAACAGA